Papaver somniferum (opium poppy) is the source of this 822-nucleotide messenger RNA. Its product is annotated as pentatricopeptide repeat-containing protein At4g32450, mitochondrial-like. The transcript has a single exon. Lineage: Eukaryota; Viridiplantae; Streptophyta; Magnoliopsida; Ranunculales; Papaveraceae. The coding region runs from base 1 to 822 and encodes 273 amino acids. The record is from RefSeq and is a predicted model, not a curated record.
AUGGAGAGGAAAAGAGCUACAAUUAUCAGUAUAAUACCUAAGGUCAGAAACUUCUGUCAAUCAAAUCUCGGUUUUAGUUACAUUAAUUCUUUGAAUAGAGUUAAGACCAUUAGGACUGUUGCUGCUGGAAGAACUGAUUAUCAAACUCAACCAACUAAUAAUCGGUAUGGUUUAGAGGGGGAUGAUUUUCAGCAGACUACAUAUGGUGGGUUUCAAAUUCAAAAUCACACACCAAAUGCUUACAGAGGUAAUCUUAGGGACUAUGUUCACAAUAAUUUCCAAUACAACACUAAUGGGUAUCAAAAUGAACCGCGGAAGAACCAAAAUUCCUCGUAUAUUCAUAGUAAUUUCGCACACAACCCUAAUGAGGUACAUAACUUAGAACAAAACCCUUAUAACUCCAGAGGUUUUGAACGGAAUCUAAAUGGUCAUUAUAGAGGGAAUUAUGCUCCACAGGGGCCAAAUGAGUCCUCUUACAGAAAACAUUUACUUAAAGCUAAUAGGAAUCAUCAGCGCAUUAUCAAUAGAAAUUAUGCAGUGAACAGUGCGGAAGAUGAAGUUAAGUUUAAGGGUACUCUUGAGAAGAUGGAUGGUUUUUGUAAUGAGGGAAAUGUGAAGGAAGCUCUGAGAGUUUUGAAUUUUUUAUAUCAACAGGGUAUUGAAAUUGGUUUGCCUCGGUGUUAUCAGUUGUUGAAGGUUAUUGGGGAAGUUGUUGCUAAAGAAGAGGCAAAAUUGAUUCAUAAUCAUCUCAUGAAGACAAAGCUCUCUUCGGUAACCACCGUACAGAAUAAGGUAUUAGAGAUGUAUUUGAAAUGUGGUUAA